Messenger RNA from Microdochium trichocladiopsis, 447 nucleotides. RefSeq lists its product as uncharacterized. Lineage: Eukaryota; Fungi; Ascomycota; Sordariomycetes; Xylariales; Microdochiaceae. The record is from RefSeq and is a predicted model, not a curated record. The transcript has a single exon. The annotation marks the transcript as partial.
UGCUCACCAUGGGCUCGCAGUGAGCCAACAACCGGAUCACGGUGACCCAGCCCCUGCAUCACGGUGAUCCACGAUACUGUCUUCAUGCAUGAUCAUGCGCCGGUUCAUAUAGCAAAAGUGGUGAAGGAAUGGCACGACAAUUCAGGUAUUGUGCUGGGGCAAAGUGAGGUUCUCUCGGAUCAUGGGAACAACAACCACCCGACGACCAAAGGGAGUUCACCGCCUGCCAGGUUCGGUGGUAUUGCCAGCGAGGCUCACUUAGGCGGGACGCCUAAGUGACGCCAUUCCCAGAUUCUGGAAUGGUGGGGGUUUAAUGCGGGGGCCGACGACGACAGCACAGGAGUGUGUCGUUGCAAUUGUGAGGGAUUGUCUAAUCAGGGCAUUGUCAAUGGAAUGCACCACUGCUCUGGACGGCAAAAUGCAAACUUGAAGAUGUCGCGAAAACUG